Molecule: messenger RNA, 540 nt
Organism: Didymodactylos carnosus
Lineage: Eukaryota; Metazoa; Rotifera; Eurotatoria; Philodinida; Philodinidae
Source: the annotation of a GenBank genome assembly
AUGGCGCAUGUCUUUGCUAACAAGUUUAGUUUCAAUGCCAUUGCCACAACAACUUUGUCGUCAAUAACACCACAAUUACCACCUUCGUUCUCGUCCAAAACAGCUACAAGAUCAACUAUCACAUUGGACACUCAUACACCUUCUCGUUCACAUACAUCAACAUUUGUAAUUUCAACUCCACCACCUUUAGUUUUGGAAUCGAAUUCGCCAUUAAGAAUAAUGAAUUCAUCAACAAUACUAACAGUUCCCACAGCAUCACAGACAAAAAAUGCUGAAAUGCAUGAAUUAUCGAUCGUUGAUAGAAUAGAACGGUGGUGUAAUGCACAAAAAGCUGGUGUCAUAUUAACAAAUGGUGAUAAUUACAAAAUAACAAUUACAAGUCGUAAGGGUGCAAUGUCAGCAGCCGUUGCUUGCCGUUAUGGAUCAUCCAUCACACUGAAAAGACUUACUGAUACGUUUGGUGGUGGUUUUCAAUUAUCAAAAUUUUACCAGCAUAUUACUAAAACAAAAUGUCCAGUGCUCAAAGAAAAGAAACAAUAA